This is a messenger RNA of Cryptomeria japonica (Japanese cedar), 3020 nucleotides long. Its product is annotated as U-box domain-containing protein 1. Bases 731 to 2824 code for a protein of 697 amino acids. The record is from RefSeq and is a predicted model, not a curated record. The transcript has a single exon. Gene Ontology annotation, molecular function: ubiquitin-protein transferase activity; protein binding. Lineage: Eukaryota; Viridiplantae; Streptophyta; Pinopsida; Cupressales; Cupressaceae. Gene Ontology annotation, biological process: protein ubiquitination; cell surface receptor signaling pathway. Gene Ontology annotation, cellular component: cytoplasm; nucleus.
GAUAAGCAAAAACCAACGGAAAAGAGUUGUAAAGCUUAAGACAACUGACGGAAUCCGGCGAAAUGCGUGUUUCUGAAUCCCAAGAGUUUUCAACGCUGAAAACCCUGAUAUAUGAUGAUGAUUAUGAUGAUUCAGGGAGAUUAAUUCGAGGUUGGGUUUGGGUUUGUAUUGAUGAUGAACAUAGAGAAAGUCAAAAUAUUUGGUGUGAUUUGAUUUUGCUUGGAACAAGCGGAAUUUCCGAUCGGCGGACGAAAAUUCAGAGGGAUCCAGUUCCAGAAAUUAUUGUUGCAACAGGCCGGAUUUCAGAAUUUAAUUUGUGGAAAUUCGGAGUUUUUGAUUUGGAGAUCGUAUAGGAGGAACAUAAAAGUCAAAUUACUAGGAUCGAAUUGGCUCGGCGGUAAGCGGAGAUUUCGUUUCCGUUCAACCAAGGGUGGGAAUUUUCCAGGGAGUUGAACCGAUCGGAGCAGUUUAAAGAUCGGAGAUUGGAAGUCAAAAGUGGAGAAGGAAAUCAGCUCGGCCGCAGGCGAAAUUAGCGUGUCUGUUAGGAAGCGGAUUGAAGGAUUGCAGGGCGCAGGAUUCGUGGCUGGAGAUUGGAAAUCGACAGAAGUGGGAAUAAGUUCUGCGGGAAGCGCAAAUUCUGAUUGAAUUUAGGUAGAUUGAGAGUUGAUUCUGGAAAACAGGGGUUGGUAGGGUUUGCCUUUUUCAAAUUCAGCAGUGGCGAGUUAAUUGCAUGGCUCAGGCAUCGAUUUUUCCCGUGAGAAAGAGGCGGCUUUCGAUCGGAGCUUUUAUCCCUCCCGUUUCCCGAAUUGCUAUGGCAAGUGCGCUGGUGUUUCUCGCGCAGGAGAUCUCACGCUGCCUGAAACCCCGGGUAUGUCAGAGGCGAAACGCUACUGUCAUGAUGAGAAGAAUAAAGGUUUUAUCGGUGCUUUUCGAAGUUGUUAGGGAUUCAGGGCAGCCGAUGCCUCCCUCCGCCAUGUUGUGCUUCAAUGAGCUGUAUAUUACGCUUCAGAGGACCAAGGUUUUGCUGCAGGAAUGCAACGAUGGAAGCAAGGUCUGGUUGUUGAUGCAAGCGGAAUCCAUGGCUUAUCAGUUUCACGAGCUCACGCAGGAGAUUGUGACGGCUCUGGAUGUCUUUCCGUUAAAAUUGCUGGACAUUUCCGAGGACGUGCGAGAGCAGUUGGAGCUGUUGCAUCGGCAGGCGAAACGGUCCAAGGUCUCCGUCGAUCCUCUCGAGGAUGAGCUCCGGAAGGAUGUUAUUUCCGUUCUGGAUGAAUUUGAGAGAAAAGUUACUCCGGAUUCUGCCAAAUUGCAGAAGAUUUUCGAGCACUUGGAGAUAAGAAACGGUAAAGAUUGCAGAAACGAGGUUCGGUUACUGGAGGAAGAGAUCGGGAAUCAGUGCAACAACCCUACCGGCAUUGACGGUCCAGUUUCUUUGCUCAACAGUCUGAUAAGCCUCAUCCGCUAUUGCAAAUGCGUCUUGUUUGGCGUCACCGACAUGGAAUCCGACACCGAUAAAAAUAAAACCACUGGUUCAAAUCCAAAGCCUGAAAAUGGCGAAGAUGGAUAUGCUAUCCCUGACGAUUUUCGGUGCCCUAUUUCUCUGGACCUGAUGCGAGAUCCUGUGAUCGUCUCCACCGGCCAGACGUAUGAUCGCUUUUCCAUAACCCGCUGGAUCGACGAAGGCCAUUCCACCUGUCCUAAGAGCGGCCAGGGUCUGCUACACAACAAUCUCAUUCCAAACUAUGCUCUGCGAAACCUAAUCCAGCACUGGUGCGAAAGCCAUGGCGUCCCCUUCGACAAACCAGAAAAGAGCAACCGUAACGCUUCCCUGGAAAGCGUAGCCACAACGAGAGCGGCGCUCGAAGCCACAAAAUUGACCGCUGCUUUCCUGGUCGAGAAGCUCUGCAGCGGCACAGCAGAGGUGAAAAAGCAGGUCGCAUACGAGCUUCGCCUUCUUGCAAAGUGCGGAAUGGACAAUCGCGCCUGCAUCGCGGAAGCAGGGGCGGUUCCAUUACUGAUUCCUCUUCUCUCCUCAGAGGAUGCCAAAACUCAGGAAAAUGCCGUCACAGCACUGUUGAAUCUCUCCAUUUACCCUAACAACAAGAAGGUCAUCUUGGAAGCCACGGAAUCCAUUGAUUCGAUCAUCAAUGUCCUCAAAGCAGGGCGCAGCAUCGAAGCCAAGGAAAACGCAGCGGCAACGAUCUUCAGCCUCUCGGCCGUAAAUGACCACAAGAAAAUCAUAGGCGAGAAACCAGACGCCAUUCCGGCAUUGGUGGAGUUGCUGCGCACAGGAACCCCAAGGGGCAAACGAGAUGCCGUCUCUGCACUCUUCAAUUUAGCCAUUUUCAAAGACAAUGCCCUCAGAGUAGUGGAGGCAGGUGCAGUGCCAUUCCUCGUGAAGCUUUUGGGGGACGAUGAACAAGAACGGACAGGGCUUUCAGACGAUGCUUUAGCUGUGCUCGCCGUUUUGGGCGGGCAAAGACAUGGUCUUAUUGCAAUCAGCCAGGCUUCUGCAAUACCCAUUUUAGUAGGGCUUCUCCGUUCUGCUUCUCCCAAAGGAAAGGAAAACUCCAUAGCCGUUUUGCUCGCCCUCUGCAAAAAUGGGGGCAGCCUUGUUAUAAACUCUGUUCUUAGAUUACCUUCAUUGGUGCCCUCAUUAUACGCGCUUCUCACCUCAGGUACUCCUCGCGCUAAGCGAAAGGCGACCUCGUUUUUCAAGAUGCUACAGAGAUGGGAGUACUCUAGACUUCCUAUUGAUGACUCCUUCACUACCUAUUCUGCACAUUCCAGAAUCGCCAUCACUGCCACCGCCCCCUUGCGGUAGUCUCUUUUUCUCUUGUAAUUUCACAAAAUAGUAAAAUGAUAAAAGUAUUCUUCAAAAAUGGGUACAGAUAUCAUUCUACAAAAAUGCGUUACAGAUAUCAUUCUUUAAAAUUUGGGUUACAGAUAUCAUUCUUCAAAAAAAUGGGUUACAGACAUUUUUUUAUUUAAGAAUGUGAUUAGAUUGUCUUCUUGUUUUU